This is a messenger RNA of Phalaenopsis equestris, 2363 nucleotides long. Its product is annotated as putative pumilio homolog 8, chloroplastic. Gene Ontology annotation, biological process: post-transcriptional regulation of gene expression. The record is from RefSeq and is a predicted model, not a curated record. The transcript has 5 exons. Gene Ontology annotation, molecular function: mRNA binding. Lineage: Eukaryota; Viridiplantae; Streptophyta; Magnoliopsida; Asparagales; Orchidaceae. Bases 271 to 2127 code for a protein of 618 amino acids. Gene Ontology annotation, cellular component: cytoplasm.
CCUUCCUCUUAUAUUCUCUCACUACAGUAGUGGCUCUUCUGCUCCAGGCCUUCUUCAACCUCUCGCUUUCCCUCUCUCCUGCCCCUGUCCAUCCAUGGCGGAAACGUUCUUCCCUUUCGAUCCCGCUUCCAUCCCCAAAGUCUAAUCAACAUUCACAUAUAUCUAUUUUACAAUCCUCUUUUCUUUCCUAGUUCGUAACUUCUCAGAUCUCUAUCUCCAUUCCCUUUCUCAAUCGUGCUAAAAACUGUAGGAAUUAUUCCUAAAUCGGUGAUGGAUAGGUUUUGUAGUGAAAUCCCCAAUGCAAUCUCUGGCAACGCAUCGAUUGGAGGCAUAACCGUUUCCAGAGAUGAACGGCGUGGAUACGACCUUCACUCCAGUCGCGGUUUCCGGCAUUCUUGUUACAAUGCCAGCGGAAUCGAUGAAUGUAGUAAUAUAUAUGUACCCAAAAUUGGUAGAUUCUCUGAAGCAUCAUCAUCAUCUAGUUCGAGGUUGAAUUCUCACACUCCUUCCUUUACCGAAGAAGACCCGCGGCUCUGGAUGCCGGAUUUUGGUAGCAACAAUUUUGCAUCCGUAAUGAGAAUGGAGGAGCAUGGGCUGCUCGAGAAACUCCAGUUCCUGCGGCUGCGAGAUAAUCUAAGUAAAGGGUGCUUCACCCCUGCCAAAGCCGUCACGACGAACCCUUCGUUUCAUCACAGUUCUGUUCUGACGGAUUUUUCACCAUUAGAUGACAGGAUGAGACUGCUGAAGAUUUACUCCAGUGGGUGGAUCGGUGAUCGGCCGGGCUUCUCUUAUCCACCUCAAUUUAAGACGAGAAGCCCAGAUGUUGCCGCUGACACUCCGCUAACUGAAUACUAUCUUCGCUGUAAGGGUAAUGAUGUUCAUCUCAAUCCAACUUUUGGCAUUCUCAAUUCGGAGGACUCUGUAAAUGGUUAUCGCAGCAAGCUACAAUAUGAGUUUCCUGUCAUUAAUGGAAGAUUUGCAAGGAGUAUCGAAGCUUUUGGGUGUGAAGAUAGUUUUAUUAUGCAGGAGAAGGGCCUAUAUUCUAGUAAGUGUAACCGAAAUGCUCUUGGAGAUUGGAGGAGGACAGGAAUCAAUAUUGCUCAUACGGAGAUGGUCCAAAAGUUCCAAAGACUCAGCCCUUCUGCUUCUCUGCUUCAUAAGAAGGAAUCAAUAUAUCAUAUGGCCAAGGAUCAAGAUGGAUGUCGUUUCUUACAAAAAAAAUUAGAAGAAAGAAAUGCCGAAACAAUCGACUUCAUAUUUUAUGGGGUGAUUGAUCAUGUGCUUGAGCUGACGGAAAAUCCAUUUGGGAAUUAUCUCAUGCAAAAACUCCUUGAAAUCUGCAGCAUGGAACAGAGGAUGAAGAUCAUCCGUAAGCUAACGUCACAACCAUCUGAACUUAUUAGAAUCUCUCUAAAUACUCACGGGACUAGAACUGUGCAAAAGCUAAUUGACACUCUCAAAACAAGGGAAGAGAUUUUACUGGUUACUUGUGCUCUCAGGCCAGGCUUUCUGCAACUCAUCAAAGAUCCCAAUGGUAAUCAUGUCGUCCAAAAAUGUCUUUUAUCUCUGAAAGCAGAGGAUAACAAGCAGUUCAUUUUUGAUGCCGCAACAAAGCAUUGCAUUGAUAUUGCUACUCAUCGACAUGGCUGUUGUGUUUUACAAUGUUGCAUAUCUCGUUCCAAUGGAGAACAACUUACAAAGCUACUCUUCGAAAUUUCUUCUAAUGGCCUUUUGCUCGCUCGAGAUGCUUUUGGGAAUUAUGUUGUGCAAUAUAUUCUUGAUCUCAAUAAUCCAUCAACAAAUGCAAUUCUUCUAUCCCAAUUCAAAGGAAACUAUGUGGAGUUGUCAAUGCAGAAGUUCAGCAGUAAUGUCGUCGAAAAAUGCCUUAAGGUUCUUGGUGAAGAUGAAAGGGCAAAAAUUAUAGCAGAAUUACUUCACAAGGAGACUUUUGAGCAAUUACUUCAAGAUCCAUACGCAAAUUAUGUCAUCCAGUCCGCCCUUUUUACUACUAAGGGUUCUCCUCUCCAUGCAUCACUUGUUCAUGCAAUUCGCCAUUCGGCUGCUAAGUUAAAAACAAAUCCUUAUUGCAGGCGAAUAUUUUCUAGAACUUUAAGAAAUGAUCUUUAAUUCAUUUCUUAAAAAAAACUGAAAUUAAAAUGUGUUGUUGUUUUUUAGUUUUGUAUGCUUCGUGUACGUUUAUGUUGUAGGUAUAUGAAGUAUGAGGACGUGUUGUAAGAACAUGUUCUGCUGGUUGGCUAUGUAGAAUGGUUUGUUUUUGUUGACAAUGUUAUGGUUUGUUGGUGUCAUUUAGAAAAAAAAACAUUUUUUUUUCUUGUAUUUUGAGUAAUUUUCAACAAAUAUAU